This is a messenger RNA of Scaptodrosophila lebanonensis, 1931 nucleotides long. Its product is annotated as mitochondrial carrier homolog 2. NCBI's taxonomy places the organism in Eukaryota, Metazoa, Arthropoda, Insecta, Diptera, Drosophilidae. The transcript has 2 exons. Bases 100 to 1506 code for a protein of 468 amino acids. The record is from RefSeq and is a predicted model, not a curated record.
AUAUAUUUUAAAAAACGCAAUAAAUUACAAAGAUUUCUUUCGGACCAAUUUUAGUUUUGUACCAGCAGUUUUUCAAAUAAAAACGAAAAGGGAAUAAACAUGGAGCGUCGUCGAGUUCGUAUUGGUGGUGGCGUCAACGUGGACCCAUUUGUUGUUGCUGGUGAUAUGUUGCCCAUUGGCGGUGGUGGUGGCGGGGAUGCAGAUAAUAUUCUGCCGCCCAUCAUGCGCAUUGACGGGAAUGGCGUUCAGCUGCAUAUAACAGAGCCCACUGCAAAUGGCCGCAUGCGCCAUAUGAUCAUUCAUGCGCAGGAGGGAGGCGAAGAUCCGGAUGCCCACGAAGUGAUGGCCGAGGCCCAAGUGGCCGCCGAGGAGGCAGCGGUCGUGGCUCAGGCAUUCAAUCAGUUAAAUGUGCCGGCGCAUCAUUUUCCCGAUCAGAAUAUCAUCAUUCGUAGUGGCCCCAACAAUACCAUUGUGGCCGGGCCCAAUGGCUAUGCGCUCUAUUCCGUGCCAUUGCAUCGGGCCAUGACCGAUGUUAAUGUGCGCCAUCCCGCCGAGCUGUCCAUUGGUGGCCACAUGAUCGUGCAAGAUCUAGCAGCGCAAGCCCGUCGGCGACAACCGCCCCAGGCCGUGCGAUUCGUUCUCCGUCUGUGCUUCAAUGCGCUCAUGCAUCCCUACGAGUAUGCCAAGGUGCUGAUGCAGCUCGGCCAUGAACCACUGGCGCCCAUCAACUGCCGCAGCAUUCUGGGAAGAGCAAUGACGAUAUUACCGAACGUACACAAAUAUUUGAAGCAUAUAAAGCGCACCGACGGCUUCUUUGGACUCUACCGGGGCCUGGGUCCGCGCCUCCUUGGCAAUAUUUGCUCAUCAAUCUUGUGCAACAGUCUAGUGAACCUUGCUGGACUGAAACCUUACCACCGCGCCGUGGACGAGAGGCCUCACCAGCUUAGGGAAUAUUUGUGGAAUCUGGCUCGCGAUGCCAUCAUUAUGACGACGGCUGCUGUCGUUUCACAUCCUUUCUAUGUGAUCUCCAUACGGCAGAUGGCGCAGUUCGUUGGACGUGAGCUCAUCUAUGACAAUGUGAUCGACGGCUUUCGCGAAGUCAUCGAUCGAGAGGGUCUGACUGGUCUCUACGCCGGCUUUAUGCCGCGAUUGCUCUACGAUCUGUGCGUGCUCUUUUUAACCAGCACCAUCUCCAAUAUAUUUAAUCGGAACUGCAAGCAGAAUGUUGUGCAGCAACAGUACAACUCAGCGGCGGUGCAAAUGGGAGCCGCUUUUGUCAUGUACCCCUUGCAGGUGGUUGCCUCAUGCAUGGCUUCGACGGGGGCCCGAUUGGCGGCCUGCAUGCCACCCUGCAUGCCAAUCUAUCGCCAGUGGACUGACUGCCUAUCGGAUCUGUUAGCACGUGGGGAUCACUUGCGUGGCGGCAUCCUCUUCUAUCGCCCAAUGCCCAGGAUACAGAUUCGUUACACUGAUAGCUUUAUUGGCGCCUCAACGCCCCGCACUUAGGGGAUCUUCCCAAAUGGCUAAUUACAACACACACACACUACACACUUGGCUAAAUAUUGUUUUGGGUUCGAUCCAGAUUGUUUGAACACUUUUGUUGGUACACUGAUUCGUUUUAAGAGUUUAAUUGCUCGCCCCUCUUAUAUAUUUGUGUGGGGAGCGACCAAAAUGUUUCAAAUUAGUGAAGUAGCUUUUAAUUUUUUUUUCCCAACCGCGUCUUUUUAAUGUGCCUGACAACCACUAAUUAAAGAUGAAUCAAAAUUCAUUGUAGGCUUUAAAUUACACAAUUCACAGUCUAUUCAAAAACACAUACAUACAAACAAGCAUAUGCAUACGAGUGCCAGCUCAAUACAAAUGUGUUGUCAUUGUUAUUAAAUUUAAGCAAAUAAAUUUAAGUUAUUUCAUGUUAUUCGAUAGAUACAAACGCA